Messenger RNA from Brassica napus (rape), 2228 nucleotides. RefSeq names its product casein kinase II subunit alpha-1. Gene Ontology annotation, biological process: protein phosphorylation. Lineage: Eukaryota; Viridiplantae; Streptophyta; Magnoliopsida; Brassicales; Brassicaceae. Gene Ontology annotation, cellular component: nucleus; protein kinase CK2 complex; cytosol. The record is from RefSeq and is a predicted model, not a curated record. Gene Ontology annotation, molecular function: ATP binding; protein serine/threonine kinase activity.
GAACAUGAACGAUGGAAGUCUUGGUCCCUACAAAGAGUCUUAUCAUAUUUAAAUCCUUCCUUUUUUGAUAAUUGAAGUCACUAUAUGCCCCCCAACAUUUGAUUAUGACUCAUCCCAAUCUUGCAAUAAAUGGUGUCUCUCAAUAAUAUAACACAUCCGCAUCGAAAAGUUCAAAAGAUCGAAAUAGUGACGAUAACAAUAAGAGAAGUAAGCUAGAAUCAGAGACUAUAUCUUUUCGCUCGGAUCUAGUGGACAUGACUAUAAAUCUGGAGGAUUGGCCAACUUUCGCACCGGAGAUCGAGAUGCUUCAGCGACUACAUGUUGACUUCGAGGAUGUGAGUCUGAUUCAUAUUCUUCGGGGUAUGAACGAACGAGCGGAUACACUGGUAAAAGAGGCUAGAACCAGAAAUUAUAUCUUUUUCCAUAUAGAUUAGAUCCGGAUAGACAGGAGAUGCUUUCCGGAAAAUCAACUCGUCGUCUGACCACCACUUGAUUAAAUUCAUUGGACAGCUGACAAAAAAGAAAAAAAGUAAAAAAGAUUAUGCUACAUGAAUCUUGACUUAUUUACCUCUAGUUAACCACGUAAAGAUCAAUAGCUUUAUUAUGCAAUUAUAGACUCAUUGAUCUCUCACAUAAUAGCAUCUUCUUCACCCAUGACCCAUCCAGAUAUUCACAUGCCUCGAUAUCUCUGAGAUGAGACGUGUGUAGGGGAAGUUCACUAAUCAGACGUGUGUAGACGAGUUACAUUCAUAAUGGGCCUUCAAAGCCCAUAUUACCUUUUUCAGGCCCAUUUAUAAAAUCACAUUAGCGCAAAAAACGAGAUCAGAAUCAGCUGCGGGAGAGCGUAGUGAAUGAUACAUGUGCCAUUCUUCGUCACCUCCUUCCUCCUUCCUCAACGUCUCUUGCUAGAGUGGGCCAUCUUGACGUUAGGCGCACUCUCCCAUCCGACGCUCACCUCCCGCCGUCUCCUCUGGUAACACUACAAUCGAUCCAGAUCCUCUCCUCGCCGGGAUGUCGAAAGCUCGUGUGUACACGAACGUUAACGUGGUGAGAAGCAAGGAUUAUUGGGAUUACGAGUCGCUGAAUGUUCAGUGGGGGGCGUGGGAAGUACAAUGAAGUGUUCGAGGGAUUUAACGUGAACACCAAGGAGAAGUGCAUCGUCAAGAUCCUCAAGCCUGUUAAGAAAAAGAAGAUAAGAAGAGAGAUUAAGAUACUUGAGAACUUAUGCGGUGGGACGAACAUUGUGAAGCUCUUUGAUGUUGUUAGAGAUCAACAACACUCGAAAACUCCGAUUUUGAUAUUUGAGUACGUCAACAGCACGGACUUUAAAGUUCUGUACCCUACACUGACUGAUUACGACAUUUGUUACUACAUCUAUGAGCUCUUGAAGGCAUUGGAUUACUGCCACUCGCAAGGGAUCAUGCACAGAGAUGUGAAGCCUCACAAUGUUAUGGUUGACCAUGAGCUGCGUAAGCUUCGGCUGAUAGGUUGGGGUCUUGCUGAGUUUUACCACCCUGGGAAGGAGUACAAUGUGCGUGUGGCAUCAAGAUACUUUAAGGGACCUGAACUUCUUGUGGACUUGCAAGACUAUGACUAUUCGUUGGAUAUGUGGAGCCUUGGCUGUAUGUUUGCUGGGAUGAUAUUCCGUAAGGAACCUUUCUUCUACGGGCAUGACAAUCAGGAUCAGCUUGUGAAAAUCGCCAAGAUACUUGGGACAGAUGAGUUGAAUGCGUAUCUAGAUAAGUACCAGUUAGAACUUGAACCACAACUUGAAGCACUCGUUGGGCGGUAUGUGAAUGAAUCCUUGAAACGUUAUUUGGCUUUGUGCACUUCCGUUAAGUUAAUGAUAAUCCAUAGACGACAAAAAAAAAAGAGAGAGAGAGAUUACCCGCGAAACCUGCGUGCAAGAGAGCAUCCGCCACGUGGCGAGAGGCAGAAGACACAAAACCAAAUAAAUGCUUAAGAAGAAAAAGAAACCAAAUGAUUUUUUUUUUUUUUUUUGAUAACUUUGGUAUCUGGGCAGCCACAUUCCCAACUAUCCCCCGAAAAGGGUCCAGCGCCCCAACGGAAGAGAUGUUAAAUCCGUUGUGGCUAAGACUCGAACCCGGAUGGUGGGCAGUACAGCUGUACCUCCUUUACCACCAAGAAACCAAAUGAUUAUACUAGUAUUUAGUUUUUAUUCUGGCUAUGCAUGUUGUUACGUGUUUCAGGAGCUCUGCUCCACUAAC